Molecule: messenger RNA, 1522 nt
Organism: Malus domestica (apple)
Lineage: Eukaryota; Viridiplantae; Streptophyta; Magnoliopsida; Rosales; Rosaceae
Source: RefSeq, a predicted model, not a curated record
UCUCAAUCUCCAAUUUUGGGGUGUUUUUCUUCCAUACUAGCCCUCAGUAUCAUCCGCAAUAAAUGUGCCCCUUUAAAAGUGAAAAACAGGACCAGGAGAUAGAAAACACCCAAAAGAAAGAACAAACCAAAACCAACAGAAGCCAAGAGAGAGGAGGAGAAUGGCGAAGAGAAAUCUGGGGUUUUUGAUGCGGCAGUUGCUGGUCAGUAGCAACAACCCUGGUGCCGGUGUUGGUUUUCCCUUCCACCACCGUAGGCAUUUUGUUUCCAGUUCUACCCAAACCCUAACCCUAACCCUACCCUGCUCAUCGAUUAUUCCAUCUUAUUCUCUUCAUACUCUCCAACACCGAAGAUUCCUCUGUUCCUGGACGGAUUCGGACGGCGAUUGGGGUCCGUUGCCCGAUGUUUUGCAUCCAGCACCACCUCCUCCUCUACCUCCAUUUAGGUAUUGGUAUUGGCCACCUGGUACACUACCUCCACCUCCAUAUCCACGAAACGCUGACCUAUGUAGUUCCCCUAUUGGUUAUCACAAGGCACUAAAAGAAAUUCAAGAUGAGGGCCUUUCAUCGGUUCUCUUCUUCACUGAAGACCAUUGCCGGACAAGCUCUAAAGCGAUACAUCCAUUAUUUCUGGAUUUAUGCAACAAGUGUAAACAUAUGACAGUGUAUGUUCUUCCCCUGCCAAAGACUGGACUAUUCUCAAUGCAUAUGCUGGGUCUCAAGUCGCCAACGUUCCAAUUCUAUCUCCAUGGGGAAAAGGUGAAAGAGCUUUCCACUGGAUCCAUGGGACGCGUUUUUAAGACUUUAGAAAAUGUCUACAGGUUGGGUGAUUUUGGGGUGAUUAUGAGGGAUGAGAAGGGGAUGUUUAUUGCUUCUGCUGUUGGGCAUCAAGAGGGAGUAUCCUCCCCUUUUAUGCUAAAGCUAUUGCAGCAUGGAAUGCUACAGUACAGUUGCUCCAACGUGAGUUACAGUCCAUCUGGGAUGAAGAAAAGGAUAAGACGACGCAGAUCUAAGGAAGCUAAGAAAGAAGAAGUUGAUCCCUCCAAACUUUCUAAGGUACUUCCGAGUAGGUUUCAUGCAUCAGAAGUUCCUAAAGUGAUGGAGGCACUUGAAUCUUUACCUGAGGCAAAGCCCUUGAGCAACUUGUGGUGGUUUGCCAGAGGGCUAUUUACAUCGCAUGAGAAGAGAGAGAGAUUUUCUGGUUUGGAAGAUGAUCGGGCCAAGCUUGAAUGGCUCAAUCACGAAAUGGCAGAGUAAUAAACUGGAUGCACUUAUAUUACGUUUGACUUAAUGAAUUUGUUAUGUUGGAGUGUUAUUCAAGUUACGAAUUCUACUAGUAUGUUGGAUUCUGGUGAUCAUCUAUGAACUAUACAGAUGCUUCAAUUUGAAAAGCUUCGUUAUUAUCAAGCUUAACAACUUUUGCUGUAUGUUUGAUGGUCUAAAACAGCCAAGUAUUGGUUUUUUCGGCUCAUUCUCUCUCUAGUCUCUGUCCAAAAUCAAGCUAUGUAAUAUAUAAUUCAAACU